This is a messenger RNA of Strongylus vulgaris, 1123 nucleotides long. The record is from the annotation of a GenBank genome assembly. Lineage: Eukaryota; Metazoa; Nematoda; Chromadorea; Rhabditida; Strongylidae.
UUGAUAUGAGAAAGACACAAUUUUAGGUGCAAUCGCAAGCCGUCUCAGUCAAACGCCUCUUUCUGCUCUUCGAAGCUCAUUUGCAUCUAUAAAAAGUGGUUUGGAGUACUUGGACUCUUUUGAUGAGCCAGUUCAGCCACCCUCCGGAUGUGGAAAGGACAGCGUCAACGUGAAAUGGACAACUGAUCAUGGACCGCAGUUCUUCAGGGCUAUUUGCUCAACUUCAACGAGCAAAAUCAUUUUCAAUGAUCGUUGCGAAAGAGUCAGCGUAGAUUACGAUAUCCUCAACUUCAACGAUGGAUAUAAAGAAGUCGGAGUGCUGCAUGGUUCCGACUUAAAAUUGGCGGAGGAUUCUAUUCACUGGACAGGAGGCGGUCGUAAGCCGUUGGAGAUUACUCUGCCUAAGCAUCUUCGUGCCGUUACCAUUAACGAUCCUCCGUUUAUCUACAUUACACCUAUCAUCUCACUUGCCGAGUGCAAAAAUCUUGGAACUGUUUCGGUCAAGCUGUGCUCUUCCGACUUCAUCCAAGUCAGAGGUCCUUGGUAUCCUUGUCCAAAGUACACUCUAAACUAUACAUAUCAUUAUUGCUGCGCAGGAUAUGCGAUUGAUCUUCUGUCGAACAUAUCCUUACCAGAGCCUAACACCACAAUUGACACUAGCUUCACGUUUUCCCUACAUUUGAAUGAAAGCUAUGGAGCCGUAACACUCGGAGAAAAGGGCUAUAUUCUUAGCGGAGCAUUAGGAGAACUGGACAGCGAUCAAGCCGACAUUGCUAUUGGAGGCAUGACUAUUAAUCCCGAAAGAGAAAAGUACAUUGACUUUUCCGAACCAUGGUUGUAUCACGGAAUUCGAAUCCUGGAAAAAUCGAUUCCUCGUGACUCUCCUAUGCAGUCAUUUCUGCAGCCACUGAAAUCUUCUCUUUGGACGUCUUUGCUAAUUUCCGUGAUCAUGGUUGGCUUAGUAAUAUUUUGCCUGGAUUUAAAGUCACCCUUUGAUCGUUUCUAUAAGAUUGAUAAAAGCCGUAUGGCUGCGGAUGAUCCUUUUCUGAAUGAAGUCGCUAACGAUCGUGUCAAUUUUGGCGAAGCGAUGUGGUUCGUUUGGGGAGUGUUGCUGAACAGUGGA